UCACAAUAUUUUCCAGAGAGAAGAUCACGGAAACCGAUGAAGAUUCUCUAUCUCCAGAUGGUACAUUCGAAAGAGAGAUCUUUAAGAAAGCUUAAAACAUGGAGACUUUGAAUUUUCUUUAAAUUCCCACGCAAGAAAGAUCCUGUUUCAUCUCAGAUUCACUCUCCCUUCAAUUUAGCUAGAGGAAAAUGUGUAGUAACAUAAGCAGUGGAAGCUAUGGAGGAGACAGAGACUUACAAAAACAAGAUGAGUACUUUGGUUCUUGUCCGAAAAAACAGAAGAAAGAUAAAGUACGACGAAGAGGACCAGGUGUAGCCGAGCUCGAGAAGAUCCGUUUAGAAGAAGAGAACAAAUCUCCUUCUCUUGUAACUCAACAUUCUUCUUCUUCUUCUUUAUCAUUACCAAGAACCGAGCACACUCUCUUUCUUCCUCCUCCUCCUCCUCCUCCUACACAGCUUCCUUCGCCGUUAUUUUACACCACUAUUCCCAUUUUCCGGCCACCACCUGCGACGGUGAUGCCUCCAAACUUUGCUUUGCCGCUGUGGUCUUACUUUGCGAACGGAUCUUUCCCUAUGGAUAUGAUUCCUCCGGCGCCUGUUUUUCAGAGGAAGCAGUAUUGUCUGAAUGAUCAGACGAUGAAUCUUGCGAACCCAUCUCCAGGACGAGGAGGAUUAUACCAGUUCAUAGAGCCCCCUUCAAACCAAAGAUCUUGCGUCGAUAAUGUCUCUCAGUUUCUGGAAGAAAAACAAAAGAUGGUCAUGAGUGCGAAGAGGCCAUGGAAUUUUCUCACAGACACCACCACGAAAGCUAGCGUUGGACCAACCUCAAGGGAGUCGAAACAUAACCGGUUGUUGGAUAUGAGAUUGACAAGUCCGGUUCAAAAUUCCGGUACAACGAUUUGCAACCCUAUCUCCGUUGAUUCACCUGCCUCCAUUACACGUGAUUUUAACGUACAGUGUGAACAACAACAACAACAACAACAACAACAAGGCUUUGAUGAGAAUAUGCAAUUGAGAAGUAAGAAGACUUUCUAUAGCUUCAUACCCUCUAAUGAUCAGAGCAACGUUGACCAAGAACAACUAGCCUGUGAGCCACAUGAAUCUUCCACUGAUCAUGGAAUCGAUCUCAGCCUCAAGUUAUAGAGCUUCUAGCAAUAACAACAACAAAAUAUAUUCUGUCUUAUGUAACUUUUGAUACAUUAAUUAACUUCCAUGCUACUAGGUUUUUGUGCUUCUUCAAUCUCCAAAAGACAAAUUAAGAUAUUAACUAGAGGUUUGUUUGUAACA
Raphanus sativus (radish) is the source of this 1286-nucleotide messenger RNA. Its product is annotated as protein SPEAR2-like. Gene Ontology annotation, molecular function: DNA-binding transcription factor activity. Bases 189 to 1142 code for a protein of 317 amino acids. Lineage: Eukaryota; Viridiplantae; Streptophyta; Magnoliopsida; Brassicales; Brassicaceae. The transcript is spliced from 5 exons. The record is from RefSeq and is a predicted model, not a curated record.